Oldenlandia corymbosa var. corymbosa is the source of this 3501-nucleotide messenger RNA. The record is from the annotation of a GenBank genome assembly. NCBI's taxonomy places the organism in Eukaryota, Viridiplantae, Streptophyta, Magnoliopsida, Gentianales, Rubiaceae.
CAUUAUCUAACAAAUUGAUUAGGAUAAAAUAUCAAAAGGAUUCAUACUCUUGGUUGCUAUACCACACCAUAAUUAAGAAGAAAAGGUCAGGGGAAGUAGGAAGAAGAAUCAUCACCAAAAUCUUGGUUUGUUUUCAAUGAUUUAUCCCCCCUUGAGAAGGGGGGUGGGGGGAGUAGGAGAAAGAAAUAACAAAAUUUAAUGUGAUUCUUGUCAGUAAGCAACGCAGCAGCUCAGAGAAAAAGCUCUGCUCAUUUUUUCUUCAGACACCCUUUUUUCCUCUCCACUUUAUCUUGCUGAAUUUUAGGUAAUUUAUUCCUUUCAGCAAAAUAAUUCAGGGUUUGUUUCUGAAUGCCUGAUUAAAGACUCUGUCUUGACACUUUGAGUACACUGGAAGAGCUGCAGAAUUUUCAAGCUUAGUUAUUGUUGAUGUCUUUUGGGGAUGUGGGCUGCUUUUAACCAACUUGGAAUUCUGCUGUUGAAGUUUUUAGUCACUGACCAUGAGAAAUAGAUCAACAGAAGUAUUUCUUCCAAAAAGCAAGAAUAACCAAUUAAAGGGUACAUGGGGGUUGGCUGAUAUGUUUGAUUUCAGGAAUGGUAAUACUCAUCAGAAGCUGCUCACAGAUGGGAGGACCAUGCAAAGACACAAUUCAGAUUCUGAGCAUUUAAGGAAGCGACCGAAUUUCUGCGAUAAGUGCCUGGAUUUUGAAGAUGCUUGCAAGAUCAAGGUUAAGGACAUCAUGCCGGAAGAGUUUCCAAAUGAGAAGCAAUUGAAGAAACUGCUUAAAGCUAUUAAGGAACAGCAGAACAGGACAGAUAAUGUCCAUCAAUCUAUAAAUAGUCCAAAGAGGGCAAUGAAAGCCUCCCAGAAAGCUUCACAGGUGUUGCGAAUAGGUCACAGGAAGGAGAAAAUGCACAUAUGUUCUCAUCAAUAUUCAAGUGCAGAUGAAUUAUCCUUGGAUCAUUUAACCUUCACAACAAUGUUGGAAAGAAUCUCUGGAAAUAUUCAUCAAGAUGGAGGACGUAUUGAAGAUGUUUCGAGAAGUACUAAUCCGAGGUUUAAGCAGUUUGGCGAUAUCAAUUUGCAACUACUUCAGAUGAGUGCUAAAGCUUUUAUAGAUCAAAUGUAUAUAAAUAGAGUUUAUACAAGUAGAGCUGCUUCCUCCGAUAAAUCCACUCCUUUCACAGAUGCUUCUGAAAUUCUGCGUUUAAAUAGGGAUCUGUUCCUUCAACUACUGCAAGAUCCAAACUCUCUAAUAGUGAAACAUAUCCAGAAGGUGCAGUUUCCGAAAGGACAAAAAGAGAAACGCAAGCUACUUUGUGAUUCGAAGUCCUCAGAAAGCCAUAGCAGUGCUAUCCGGAAGUAUGGAGAUCCUGAAAGUACAAUGAGGAUACAGAAGAAAAAUGUGAACAAUCAUUUGUGGAAGAAACUUAAGGAUAGAUAUGGAUUUUCCAUCAAGGGUAGUGAUUGUUCUGGGGGAAGUCAGAUUGUUGUUUUGCAGCCAGUCUCGAAGAACAGGAAACAUCCUGAGAAUGUGUUUUGCCAGUGCUCAGGUUUUCAGUCUCAUAAAAGCUUCAAUCAGAAAGGGAAGAACAUCAAGUCAAGGUACUUCUCCUUGAAAGAAAUUAAAAGAAAAUUUAAACAAGCAGUCGGAGAAAGCAGGAAAGAGCAGAAUUUGGUAUCGUUUGAUGAUAAUCGAAUUUCUUCCAAAAGACAUUCUCUGCGGUAUGCUGAAAUGAGUGUCAUUCGUAGUACAUCAUCAACUAGAGAAUCUACUCUUUCUAAUGAUUUCAAGAGGAUGGAGAAACAACAAAAGCCAUUUAGUUUGAUGUCAUGCAACGGACCUGAAAUUGAGUCCAAUAAAGAUCACAAGAGUAAGAAGCUGAACUCCCUAACUAGAAGUGGCUCCAAGAGGGAUCAGGUUGAUAUAUUUGAGGAGGCAAAAAGACGUCUUUCGGAGAGGUUAAAGAAUGUGAGUGCUGGUGAAAUUGUACCAAGGAAACAGUCACUAAGAACAUUGGAAAUGAUUCUCUCAUCACCUGAUAGCCCUAAGAAUGUCCUGGGUGCUUCUGUUCCAGAAGAAAUGAAAAUUUCCUCGUACAGCGAAAUGGAGAAAGGAAAGGAAGUAACCUGGCAUACAGUUCAGAGGACAAACAAAGAAGUUCUUCCAUAUGGUGAUUCUAGAUUUGAUGAUCAGUUGAGAACUUCUUAUAGUAAGCCUCAUCUCCCAGAAAACACUCAUGAUGAAACUGAAGUUCAUAAAAACAUUGAUCCUGCUGGGGAAGAUCUUAUGCAUAGAGGUCACAUAAGCAUCCCUGAAGAAAGAGAAAGAGUGUUAGCAGAUACUGCUGAUAUUACCUCCACUGGACAAAGAAUUGAAACAAACCGAUCCCCUAAGGUCAACGGGAAUGGGGAGGGCUCAAGAUCGGCUGAUUAUCCGGAAAAUCAUUACCAUAUCUCUUCAGCAGAUUGCCCUUCAGCAACGGCUCCAGAAAUACCGGCAUUACAAAUUUUGGACAUUUGCAAAACUAGAGAAGGGCAUCCUAGUCCGGUUUCUGUCCUGGAGCCAUUUUCGCCUGAAGAUAUCAAUAGUCCUACAAGCACUAUACAUGAGCAAGGUAUACCUCUGCAAAAUCCAACUUUCCUAUUUUACUCCAUUGAGCUAUUUGUUGAACCAUGUCAUUAUGUACAAUUUCAGCUGGAUCUCCUUUGCAACCGCGCCAUAUUGACUUUGAUGAUCAGUUACAUGUUGAACCUGCUGAAGAUCCUGUAAUCGAUGUUGCUAAUUGCCUGGAAGGAGACGAUUAUGUUGCUGCAUAUGUGAGAGCUGUUAUGCAAGCAUCAGAACUGAACUUCGAAGAGCUGAUUUCUGGUUCUGUUUCUAGUUCUCCUUCACUUCAACAUGCCCUAGAUUCAUAUCUGUUCAACAAUUUGGGCCUGUUCCAAGCCGGAACAAACAGCGAACUCAACCUCCUGCUCGACUGCAUCCAUGAAAUACUCGUAGGCAUAUACUACAACUACUUUGGUUCCUCCUCCCCUUACCUUAAAUUUCUCAAACCAAGUACCAGACCUUUCAUUCCACUUGAAGAAGCAAAUGUGGUUGAUCAGGUAGUGAAGGAAGUGAGUUACUACCUUUUACCAGAAAUGGGACAACCAGCAUUAGACCAUCUUCUCAGUAAAGAUAUAGCAAAAUCGAGAUCAUGGAUUGAACUUCAUCCCCAUACAGAAGCUAUUGUGAUUCAAAUGGCUGAAGAUGUUCUGCAAGAUUCAAUAGUGGAUACCAUUGCUGAACUUCAGAGUUGAAGUUGGCACUCCAGAUUGGCCUUGUUCACAAUUUCCAUUAGACUAACAGUGUGAUAGCCUUAUAGGAUAUAGUACUGAGUUGAGUUGUUCAAGCACUGGGUUAUUUUUAAGAAUUACCUCUCCUACACCAAUAAUAAAUCUGUUAUUCUCUAUCACCUUUAUUACAACUCGGACCCAAAAUUCUCCAAUUUAAACUCUAC